GUUCUCUACCUCCAGUGACUCUUUGAGGAUCAUCCGACAUUGUUGAUACACUGUACUUGCAACACAAGUAACGAAUCGCCAAAAUGUCGGACGGAGAAGAGCCCACUUCCCCCGUCGCCGCGGCCGAUGAAGUCGAAGUCUCUGGCGAUGCCGCUGCUUCUUCCGGUUCCAUGUCUGUCCUCGAUGCCUUGAAAGGUGUCCUCCGCAUUGCCCUCAUCCACGACGGUCUUGCCCGCGGUCUGCGCGAAGCCUCCAAAGCUCUCGAUCGUCGCCAAGCACAUAUGUGCGUUCUCAACGAGGCCUGCGAGGAAGAAGCCUACAAGAAGCUCGUCAUUGCGCUGUGCUCGGAACACAAGAUCCCGCUGAUCAAGGUGCCCGAUGGCAAGAUGUUGGGCGAAUGGGCCGGCCUCUGCGUGCUCGACCGUGAGGGCAACGCGAGAAAGGUGGUCAACUGCUCUUGUGUCGUUGUCCGAGACUGGGGUGAGGAGAGCCAAGAGCGCAAUGUGCUGUUGAACUAUUUCCAGACCGAGCAGUAGAUUCCUUCCCGGGAGUUCUUGACUCGUGCCCUUGGCAACAACCGAAAAUGUCCAUGGGAUACUCGACAUUUUCGCGAAGACUGCACGGAAAUCAUCGUUGAGCAUAGCAUUGGCAUGGAACGGAACAGGUCAAAAAAGGGGGAUCUUCCCGAGAGCAGACUGGAAAAGAAAAGCGAGCAGACGCCUUCUCAACUUCUCUUCGAUGCAAGAUGGACAAUAGGCUAGGGUGUGAUAAAGUGAGGAUACUGGGGUAGAUGAUGUGUUUUUGAUGGAUGGGUGGACAGAUCAAGUUCAAUCUGAUCUGUGUCGCUUGCAUAUGGCUGUCCACAUCGUCUCACUGCAUGAUACAGCAUGCGGGAGGCAUCAGACAAAUCAAGACUUCAUCUCAACCUCAUCUUCGUCCCGCCAUAUUCGUUUAGAAAAUUCCGCUGAUUCAGAAUGUGACCAUCUCCUCUCAA
Molecule: messenger RNA, 994 nt
Organism: Exophiala xenobiotica
Lineage: Eukaryota; Fungi; Ascomycota; Eurotiomycetes; Chaetothyriales; Herpotrichiellaceae
Product: 40S ribosomal protein S12
Exons: 3
Coding region: 84-536 (150 amino acids)
Biological process (GO): translation
Cellular component (GO): cytosolic small ribosomal subunit; ribosome
Molecular function (GO): structural constituent of ribosome
Source: RefSeq, a predicted model, not a curated record